AUGUUCAAGCCACUCUCUCCCCCUCUCGCCUCCCUCCAAACUGCCCAGCCCGCUCUCCGCAGCAUUGCUCCCCAGCGCCGCGGAUACCACGAGAAGGUGCUGGACCACUACAACAACCCCCGCAAUGUCGGCUCCAUGCAGAAGGGCGACCAGGACGUCGGCACCGGACUCGUCGGUGCCCCCGCCUGCGGCGAUGUCAUGAAGCUGCAGAUCCGCGUGAACAAGGACUCCGGCCGCAUCGACGAUGUCGUCUUCAAGACCUUCGGCUGUGGCAGUGCCAUCGCCUCCUCCAGCUAUCUGACCGAGCUUGUCCGUGGCAUGACCCUCGACCAGGCCGGCAAGAUCAAGAACACCGAUGUGGCGAAGGAGCUGUGUUUGCCUCCCGUCAAGCUCCACUGCUCCAUGCUCGCUGAGGAUGCUAUCAAGUCUGCUAUCGCCAACUACUACACCAAGAACCCCAACACCCGUGUCACUGAUCUCUCCGGGACGGGCGGCUCCAUUCCCGAUGUCAAGGUCGAGAUCGAGCAGACAUCCACCCCCGCUGCUGCUAUCUAA
This is a messenger RNA of Penicillium brevicompactum, 555 nucleotides long. Its product is annotated as iron-sulfur cluster assembly scaffold protein. Gene Ontology annotation, cellular component: mitochondrial matrix; cytoplasm. The transcript has 3 exons. Lineage: Eukaryota; Fungi; Ascomycota; Eurotiomycetes; Eurotiales; Aspergillaceae. The record is from RefSeq and is a predicted model, not a curated record. The coding region runs from base 1 to 555 and encodes 184 amino acids. Gene Ontology annotation, biological process: iron-sulfur cluster assembly; intracellular iron ion homeostasis. Gene Ontology annotation, molecular function: ferrous iron binding; 2 iron, 2 sulfur cluster binding.